UAGCAGUGACAUGGCUGCUGAUGACAAGUCSUCCUCCUCAUCUUCAGUGGAGUGGAACACAGACCCACCUACCAUCUCACCCUCCAGCCCCUCACAUCUGACCCACUUCAAACCCCUGACUCCGGAGGAAGAAGUGCCACCACUGCGCUCUGCUUACAGCUCGUUUGUUAGCCUGUUUCGCUUCAGCAGCAAAGAGGAUGGCCGUCCUGUAUCCACUGUUCCAGAGAAGAAGGAUGUUCCACACCCUAACCGAAAGUCCUCCAGUCCUUCCCACUCUGUUCACAGCCUGAGGACACACCAGAAGCAGCACUCUGACCAACACAAACGCACCGCUUCUGUUUCUGAUUGUACCACAAAAUCAGAGGCAUCUCUGAGCAAUCAUGACCCUCGGACCGCUGUGCAGCUUCGCACUGCACUGAAGAGGCUGAAGGAAAUCAUGGAGGGAAAGAGCCAGGACAGCGAUCUGAAGCAGUACUGGAUGCCAGACAGCCAAUGUAAGGAGUGUUAUGACUGCAAUGAGAAGUUCACCACCUUUCGCCGCAGACACCACUGCAGGCUGUGUGGCCAGAUCUUCUGCAGCCGCUGUUGCAACCAGGAAAUCCCUGGAAAGUUUAUGGGCUACACAGGAGAUCUACGGGCCUGCACUUACUGUCGUAAACUGGCAAUGAACUACACUCACUCUGCAGACUCGGGCUCCAUCGGGGAAGACUUGAGCUCCUUAUCGGAUUCACCUUGCUCUGUGUGUGUGUUGGAACCCAGCGAACCUCGGACACCCGUGGGAGGCCGAAAGGCCAGCAGAAACAUCUUCCUGGAAGAAGGCCUGACCUGGCAGAGAAAAGCUAUCAUUGGGAUGAGGAAGAACAUGAUUCAUCAGGAGCCUCAGAACAGUGGCCUGGCCUCCAGACUCACCACAUUGCAAGAAGACGUGGGCAAGUCACCUGCAAGGAAGAGGUCUGCCAGUGUGACCACUCUGUCACUCGAUCGCUCUGGAACCACCCUGGUUUCACCCUAUGAAAAUUCAGUCAGCCCACCUACCUGCCGAGCCAUGUCAGGGACCAAGAGCAGUACCAAGCUGGACCACAGUGAGGAGGAGAGGAAGAUCCUGCUGGAUUCGUCCCACUUGAAGGACUUGUGGAAGAAAAUGUGCCAUAACAACACAGGGAUGGAGUUUCAGGACCACAGAUACUGGCUGAGGACCUACCCAAACUGCAUUGUGGGAAAGGAGCUUGUUAACUGGCUGCUGAGGAAUGGUACCGUCUCCUCCAGGGCACAGGCUAUAGCAAUUGGCCAGGCGUUAGUGGACGGUCGCUGGCUUGACUGUCUCACUCACCAUGACCAGCUGUUCAGGGAUGAGUACGCUCUUUAUCGCCCUCUUCAGAGCACAGAAUUUUCAGAAACACCGUCUCCAGACAGUGACAGCAUCAACUCCAUUGAGGGACACUCUGAGCCGUCUUGGUUCAAGGACAUCAAGUUUGAUGACAGUGAUACAGAGCAGCUUGCAGAAGAGUCUGACUACACUAUGCCUAACACUGCUAGCCCCAGUAAGAAGACAUCAGUCAGCAGCUUCCAAUCUGUGAUGGACAGUGACUCUGCUGCCUCCAUCAACCUCAACAUGGAGCAGGACAAUGUGAACUUUCACAUCAGGAAGCAGUCCAAGUACCCACAUGUGCCAUCCUCGGAGCACAAAGAAUUUCUCAUGUCAGAGGACGGAGGACAGAACAUUGUCAUCAGUGAUGCAUUCAUCAAAGAGUCUUUGUUUAACCGCCGUGUGGAAGAGAAGGCGAAGGAAAUGCUGUUCACGCCACUGGGAUGGCACCACAGCUCGCUGGAGCAGCUCAGAGAGGAGAAUGGGGAGAAGAAAGCAAUGGAGAGGCUGCUCUCGGCCAACCACAGCCACAUGAUGGCWCUGCUGCAGCAGCUGCUCUACAGCGAGUCUCUGUCUUUGUCCUGGAGGGACAUAAUCGUCCCUAUGGUCCGGCAGGUAGUCCAGACAGUUCGACCUGAUGUCCGCAACUGUGACGACGACAUGGACAUCCGUCAGCUGGUGCACAUCAAAAAGAUUCCUGGGGGCAGAAAGUUUGAUUCAAUGAUGGUCAACGGUUUUGUUUGCACAAAGAACAUUGCUCACAAGAAGAUGAACCCGUACAUCAAGAACCCCAGAAUCCUGUUGCUGAAGUGUUCCAUUGAGUACCUGUACAGGGAGGAGACCAAAUUCACCUGCAUCGAGCCCAUUGUGCUGCAGGAGCGUGAGUUUCUGAAAAACUAUGUGCAGCGCAUCGUAGAUGUGCGACCAAACCUGGUGUUGGUAGAGAAGACGGUGUCGCGAAUCGCUCAGGACAUGCUGCUGGAGCACGGCAUCACGCUGGUCAUCAACGUUAAACCGCAAGUUUUAGACAGAGUGAGUCAUAUGACACAGGGUGACCUGGUUAUGUCCAUGGACCAACUUCUCACUAAACCUCGCCUAGGAACCUGCCACAAGUUCUAUUUGCAGCCCUUCACCCUGGCAAACGAUGAGGCGAAGACUCUCAUGUUCUUUGAUGGCUGUCCUCCCCAUCUGGGAUGUUCCAUCAAGCUGCGUGGUCCGUCAGAGUCUGAGCUGGCCCGGGUGAAGGAAAUUAUAAUGCUGAUGGUGUGUGUGGCUUACCACUCCCAGCUGGAGAUCUCCUUUCUCAUGGAUGAGUUCGCCAUGCCACCCAGUUUACCACAGAGCAGCUCCUUCCACAGCCUGCUGGACAUGUCCCCUGCAGACGAGGAGACAGAUCAAGACAGCCUGGAGAAGACCGCUGGGAGUGAGGAAAAAACCCACUCUGUAGAGUCUGCAUCCAAAAAUGGAGAUGUGGAUGUUCAAGAUAUGUCAAAUCAGCAGUCUCCCCCCAUCUUUUUUCAAGAAGAUGCUUCUAACACAGAAACCAGGACGUCUUCCCCGUAUUCCAGCCUUGGUGCAGCUCCACUGGCUGCCUCUCUUCCAUUCCUCAUGGAGGACAACCAAGAGUUAGGUUCAGACACUCUUGUUGGGAUUUCUGAAGGAGAUACGAUGGGAGAGAGUUCUCUGGAUUUGGAAAACGAGGACUGUUCAGAAACACCCACCCCCAAGUUAUUUCGAGACCCCCUGCAGGACGACACAGGGAUGUUUGUGGCCGAGCAAGUGGACUCAUCCGARGACCGACUGAAGUCCAUUUCUGCUGUGUUCAAACAUGAGCUGAAGGACGUCAUCCUGUGCAUUUCUCCUUUCAUCACAUUCAGGGAGCCAUUCCUGCUGACGCCUGAAGGCAUUCACUGCCCUAGCAGGGAUUACUUCCCUGAACAGGUUUACUUUUUUCCUCUGCUCAGCAAAGACUUCAGAGAGCUGGAGGGGCGCAGGAAACGACAGCUUCUCAAAGACUCCGCUCCGUCUUCUUUGACUGGUGGACAGACCAAUGGUGUGCCCCCUCUCGGGCCCAUCAACGUCCUGCCCUGCCACAGUCUCACCAGGACCCUCAUUGUGGAGCAGCUGGGCAGCAGCCACGACCUGGCCCGAAUGCUGGCAGAUUAUAGAGCCAAUGGAGGCCGGAUUCGACCGAGAGGGACCAGCGACCCCUUUGGCUCUGGUGGCUGUGGGCAGAACCGUGGAGCGGACACUUCACUUAAACCACGGAUGAAGGCUGACAGUGAAGAGGAAAAGACAAGCAAACAGAAAGACCUGGGCUGGACCCCAAAGCUGGACAGUUUGAACCCUAACAACCACCAGAGGCUGUGUGUGCUCUUCAGCAGCUCGUCACUGCAGUCCAACAAUGCACCCAACCCUUGUGUCAGCCCGUGGAUCGUCACAAUGGAGUUUUAUGGUAAAAACGACCUGUCUCUGGGCGUGUUUCUGGAGCGCUAUUGUUUCAGGCCCUCGUACCAGUGCCCCAGCAUGUUCUGUGACACUCCUAUGGUGCACCACGUCCGUCGCUUCGUACACGACAGUGGCUGUGUGCAGAUAGUYUUAAAGGAGCUGGACUCCCCCGUGCCUGGUUAUCAGCACACCAUUCUCAACUACUCGUGGUGUCGUGUCUGCAAACAGGUGACUCCAGUUGUGCCUCUGUCUAAUGAUUCAUGGUCCAUGUCAUUUGCCAAAUAUCUGGAGCUUCGUUUCUACGGCCACCAGUACACCAGACGGGCCAACGCAGAGCCCUGUGGACACUCUAUUCAUAAAGACUARCAUCAGUAUUUCUCCUACAACCAGAUGGUGGCUUCCUUCAGCUACACAUCUGUAAGGCUGUUAGAGAUUUGUCUUCCUCGUCCCAAGAUCUUCAUCAGGAACCUGGGGCCUUCCAAAGCCAACCUGCAGCUGGACCUGAAGGACUUCUCUCAGAAAGUGGUUCAGGUGUACCUGGCCAUCGAUGACCGUCUAACCUCCCUGAAGACUGAUACCUUCAGUAAGACCAGAGAGGAGAAGAUGGAGGACUUGUUUGCCCAGAAAGAU
Austrofundulus limnaeus is the source of this 4444-nucleotide messenger RNA. RefSeq names its product 1-phosphatidylinositol 3-phosphate 5-kinase-like. Gene Ontology annotation, cellular component: vesicle membrane; cytoplasmic vesicle. The record is from RefSeq and is a predicted model, not a curated record. NCBI's taxonomy places the organism in Eukaryota, Metazoa, Chordata, Actinopteri, Cyprinodontiformes, Rivulidae. Gene Ontology annotation, molecular function: 1-phosphatidylinositol-5-kinase activity; ATP binding; metal ion binding. Gene Ontology annotation, biological process: neutrophil chemotaxis; phosphatidylinositol metabolic process; intracellular signal transduction.